AUGUCUACGACCCUUCCACUCUUUUGGCAUCUGUCUGCUUCAUCGAAGAAGGAGCGUAUCGAUGCUUCAAUCAAACUAAUUGGUGCUCUCGAGCAAUUUCAAGCCCAGAAAGCUGCACUUGUUCCUGCACCUACCGCCGCCUCAGGUUCAGAUGAGGAAGAGGAAGAGGAAGAAGAGGUCAUUGCUACGAAUGCGAAAUCGGACGGACUAGAUAUAUUGAAUGCGCAGGAUGUCUCUUAUUCGAUACGGAGGUUGAUCAGGGGAUUGGCAAGUCCCCGGGAGAGCAGUAGGCUUGGGUUUGCGGUUGCAUUGACUGAGCUUCUGUCUAGGAUAGACACAGUAACGUCUGCUCAAAUAUUAAGCGUCCUUAUGGAUAGCACGAAACACCAGGGAUCAAUGUCCGGCCAGGAAGAACGCGACGCCUUCUUCGCUCGACUCUUCGGCAUCAUGUCCAUCAUACAAUCAGGCCUUGUCGUACGAACGACUGCCUUACCGAACUCUGGGUCUUCAUCUGCUGUUGCAUCCUCGUUGGAAAGCUACGAACAAAUUAUCAACGAGCUCGUGAACCUGGGGGACAAGAAAUCAUGGCUAAGGGAGAGUGCUUGGUUCGCCAUCAGCAUGUUGGUCGAUACUCUGUUUGAAUCUGACAUUCCUUGGAAAAACGAGGCAAUAAGCAAAACUUUGGACACAUUGUUCGUAAAGGCCACCCUUUGGUCGACAGAGAAGGUUGCACUUGCCCUCAAACUCCAAGACCAGUAUCCCAAACGCGACUGGAAGGUCCUCUUGUCUCCACAUUUCAAGAAUCCCGACCUGCUCGCUUCAGGGAACCUUUCCGCCCUUGCACGCAUCUUGAAGGAAUCGACAACAGACGAAGAUGGUGUCAAGGAUCCCACGAAAGCUCCCAGUGGUACUUGGAAACCGCAACUGAACUUUGCUUGGGACAUCAUCCUGAACGAGGUGCUCCCUGGUCCAAAUUCCGUCAAGCCUGCGAAGGGGUCGUUCCAAGAUUUCUUCAGAGUCGUUGUCGAUGAAUCCUUGUUUUCCUCAACAUCAUCUCCGCAACGCAAGUAUUGGGGUUUCCAGGUUUUCCAGAAAGCACUGAAUCGAGUGAACGAGGCCAGCAUGCCCACCCUCUUCACGAAGAACUUCAUGCGAUCAUGGAUCAACCACCUAUCGAAGAAGGAUCGGUAUUUACAUAAGGUUGCUCUUCAGACAGCCACGGAAGUGGAAGAAUUCGUGAAGGACAAACCUCAGCUCGGGUUUGCCCUCAUCUUGCAGCUUACAGGCCCCAGUGGUAGCCAACAGUUCGAUAGGAUAACGAAGACGAAGACGGUGGAAUCGAUUUUGGGGUCUCUUGAUGCAAACGGAAUCCAAUGCUACAUCGACUACCUUCUCUCACAGGUAGAUGAUGUAAACAGUGAUGCGGAGCAUGUCAGCGCCAUAAACGCUCGCCGAACUUGGAUUAUAGACCAACUGGGGGCUCUGAUUCGUAAUCACAAAAUUCCUAAGGAGGACAGAUGGAUUAAAUCCAUCCUCGACUGGCUUACCGUCCAUGGUCUCUUUGUCAUCAAGAAAAAGUCAUCAAAAAGCACUAUUAUUCCGCUACGAUCCAUUCCCAGUCCCGUUUUUUCAGACGAGCAUCGCCGAAAUUGUCGGAAUUGGCUGCUUUUGUGUUUGGGGGAGCUUAGUGCCCAGACCACAGUUCUCAAGCAAGAUGACAAAACAGCGAAGGCUACGGCGGUUGCCACAGAUGGCGAGUUUUGGAUCGCGAAGGUCGUGUCAACAAUCCAACAACUUGAGGACGAUCAGAAGCAUGUUUCGACUCUGUUUGAAGUUGACGAAGAAAUUGCUGCGCUGCGGACUAAAGCCAGCGGGAUUACUGACAAGCUGGGGAAGAUCUCGGGAGAUCUGCAGGAAUCCGCAAAAGGGGCUCAGCUGCUGUUGCUUGGAACUCUUCUACAACAAUACUGCGAAGGGGACGACGAGGACAAUGUGGACUCGGCAGCUUUACAGGCCUGCAUCGACGGCUCGUCACGAUUGCUUCUCACAGAUGACAAAAAGAAGGAAGAUAAGAAGACCGACCCGGGAGAAGACGAGGAGCUGGAACCUGUCGAUCUUCUUGUCGACGCUAUCAUUGGCUUUUUGGAGAAAUCUACGUCAUACAUGCGCACUGUGGGCAACCAGGUCUUCUCUCUGCUGUCCGGAUCGGUCAAGGAGUCAACUGUGGACUUGAUUGUGACACAACUGGAAGUGCGAGAUCCUUCACAACCUGAAGAUGAAGACGAAGACAUGGAAGACCUAGAUGAGGACGGGGGAGACAACGGCGAAGACGAUGGCUCGGACUCAGACGAGGAAAGCGAAGCAGGUGAUGGAGAUGACUCCGGCAACGACAGCAAUGAAGACGAGGCCGAUCUCGAACUUAGGAGUCGCAUCGAGGAAGCCUUGCGUGUGAAUGGGAUUAAGCCUGCAACAGGCGAGACGGACAGCGAGGAGGAAUUGAUGGACGAUGACCAGAUGAUGGCUAUUGACGAGCAGCUGGCCCAGGUCUUCCGUUCUCGUGCCAGCGAGAAGAAGACGGGCAAAAACAUCGACGCCCAGAGAGAGGCAACACACUUCAAAAAUCGUAUCCUAGAUCUGGUUGACGCUUACCUCCACAAGCAGCCUUCAAACCCCCUUUCCCUCCGAUUUAUCUCGCCCCUCAUCGAACUUGUCACUGGUUCUAGUCAAGACGAACGUCAGCUUGCUGACAAGGCCAAAGGCAUCCUCCGGACACGAGUAGCAAAGGCAAAGGAAGUGCCCACUUCCGCGGAUCGCGAGCAAGCUGUCCAAAUCAUCACUAACAUACACACGCGGGCUCGCAAGACGCAUUCACCAGAUCUUCUUUCUAUCCUUAGCCUAGGUAGUAUCUACCUUUCCAAGGUUUUGGUGCACUUGAAGGGCGACGACCUUGUGGUUGACGUGUAUAGGCAAUCUCUUACAGACUUCGCCACGCGCAAGAAUUCUGCUCUCAGUCCUCAUUUCUUCCAAGAUUUCAUCCGUCGAUUCCCGGCUCAGGCAUGGUGUCUACGGUCCGAUCUCCUUGACUUGGCCAGGAAAUCUAUCAAUGCCUACCGCCGAACGCAAGUCCUGCAAUUUUUCGAGCUGCUCAUCAGCUCGUUACCGUCUAUGCCCACCACGAACGACGAAGCAGUCGCGUUCAUGCUGCAGCUAAGGCAACUGUUGCUUGAGCUCGCUGAAGAUUCGUGUGGCGAGAAGGACAACCUUUCAACCCCGCAAAUGAAGGAACUUCUGAAGCUCGCUCUUUUGGCUGUCAGGCAAACAAAACGCAUUUCUCCGGCAACACAGACCAUCUGGGAACCCAACGCCUGGAAGUUGUUACAGUCGAAGCUUCGCAAAUCCUCCCGGUUCAAAGCAUCAACUAGUCUCCACAACAUGUGCGAACAGAUCGCCCUCCUGCCAGAAGGGUCAGAAAAAGACGCGUCAAAAAAGCAGUCCCAGGCCCCAACAGCAAAACGUAAAGCGGAUGAAAUUAACGGAGAUGAUCAUAAAAGAACGGUAGAUGGGGUUAAGAACACUAAGCGCAAGAAGGUCAAGGCGACCACAGUUGAGGAAAGCUAG
Messenger RNA from Cyclocybe aegerita, 3618 nucleotides. Lineage: Eukaryota; Fungi; Basidiomycota; Agaricomycetes; Agaricales; Hemipholiotaceae. The record is from the annotation of a GenBank genome assembly.